Messenger RNA from Peromyscus leucopus (white-footed mouse), 3915 nucleotides. It is a transcript of the gene Epha4, whose product is annotated as EPH receptor A4. Gene Ontology annotation, biological process: axon guidance; cell surface receptor protein tyrosine kinase signaling pathway; protein phosphorylation. The record is from RefSeq and is a predicted model, not a curated record. Gene Ontology annotation, cellular component: neuron projection; plasma membrane. Lineage: Eukaryota; Metazoa; Chordata; Mammalia; Rodentia; Cricetidae. Gene Ontology annotation, molecular function: transmembrane-ephrin receptor activity; protein binding; ATP binding.
CUGCACUCCUAACUUAAGCAUUUAUUCCACUGGGAUAGAAGCGGCAGGAGCAGCGUUGGCACCGGCGAACCAUGGCUGGGAUUUUCUAUUUCGUCCUCUUUUCGUUUCUCUUUGGGAUUUGCGACGCUGUCACCGGUUCUAGGGUAUACCCCGCGAAUGAAGUUACUUUAUUGGAUUCCAGAUCUGUUCAGGGAGAGCUUGGGUGGAUAGCAAGCCCUCUGGAAGGAGGGUGGGAGGAAGUGAGCAUUAUGGAUGAAAAAAACACACCGAUCCGAACCUACCAGGUGUGCAACGUGAUGGAAGCCAGUCAGAACAACUGGCUGCGAACUGACUGGAUCACCCGAGAAGGGGCGCAGAGGGUGUAUAUCGAGAUUAAGUUCACUCUGAGAGACUGCAACAGUCUUCCGGGCGUCAUGGGGACUUGCAAGGAGACGUUUAACCUGUACUACUACGAAUCGGACAACGACAAGGAGCGCUUCAUCAGAGAGAGCCAGUUUGGCAAGAUUGACACCAUCGCGGCUGAUGAGAGCUUCACCCAGGUGGACAUUGGUGACAGAAUCAUGAAGCUCAACACUGAGAUCCGGGAUGUAGGGCCCCUGAGCAAGAAGGGCUUUUACCUGGCCUUUCAGGGUGGGGCUUGCAUCGCCCUGGUGUCUGUCCGUGUGUUCUACAAGAAGUGUCCACUCACUGUUCGAAACCUAGCCCAGUUUCCUGACACCAUCACGGGGGCCGAUACCUCUUCGCUGGUGGAAGUUCGAGGCUCUUGUGUCAACAACUCUGAAGAGAAGGAUGUGCCAAAAAUGUACUGUGGGGCAGAUGGCGAAUGGCUGGUACCCAUUGGCAACUGCCUAUGCAAUGCUGGGCAUGAGGAGCAGAAUGGUGAAUGCCAAGCUUGCAAAAUUGGAUAUUACAAAGCCCUCUCCACGGAUGCCACCUGCGCCAAGUGUCCACCCCACAGCUACUCCGUCUGGGAAGGAGCCACCUCGUGCACCUGUGACCGCGGCUUCUUCCGAGCCGACAACGAUGCCGCCUCCAUGCCCUGCACCCGCCCGCCAUCUGCUCCCCUCAACUUGAUUUCAAAUGUCAAUGAGACGUCGGUGAACUUGGAAUGGAGCAGUCCUCAGAACACAGGUGGCCGUCAGGACAUUUCUUACAACGUGGUCUGCAAGAAAUGUGGAGCCGGUGACCCCAGCAAGUGCCGGCCCUGUGGAAGUGGAGUUCACUACACGCCACAGCAGAACGGCCUCAAGACGACCAGAGUCUCCAUCACCGACCUCCUAGCACACACCAAUUACACGUUUGAGAUCUGGGCAGUGAAUGGAGUGUCUAAAUAUAACCCUAGUCCGGACCAGUCAGUGUCUGUCACCGUGACAACCAACCAAGCAGCACCAUCAUCCAUUGCCUUGGUCCAGGCUAAAGAAGUGACAAGAUACAGCGUGGCUCUGGCUUGGUUGGAACCAGAUCGACCAAAUGGAGUAAUCUUAGAGUAUGAAGUCAAGUAUUAUGAAAAGGACCAGAAUGAACGAAGCUAUCGCAUAGUGCGGACGGCUGCUCGGAACACAGAUAUCAAAGGCCUGAACCCUCUGACUUCCUAUGUGUUCCACGUGCGAGCCAGGACUGCCGCUGGCUAUGGAGACUUCAGCGAGCCCUUGGAGGUCACUACCAACACAGUGCCUUCCCGGAUCAUUGGAGACGGAGCCAAUUCCACUGUCCUGCUGGUGUCCGUCUCCGGCAGUGUGGUGCUUGUGGUCAUUCUCAUCGCGGCUUUCGUCAUCAGUCGUAGACGGAGUAAGUACAGCAAAGCGAAACAAGAAGCAGAUGAAGAGAAACAUUUGAAUCAAGGUGUUAGAACUUAUGUGGAUCCCUUUACCUACGAAGACCCCAACCAGGCAGUUCGAGAAUUUGCCAAAGAAAUCGAUGCAUCCUGCAUUAAAAUUGAAAAAGUCAUAGGAGUCGGUGAAUUUGGAGAAGUCUGCAGUGGGCGUCUCAAAGUGCCAGGCAAGAGAGAGAUCUGUGUGGCCAUCAAGACUCUGAAAGCUGGAUAUACUGACAAGCAGAGGCGGGACUUCCUGAGCGAGGCCAGCAUCAUGGGACAGUUUGACCACCCAAACAUAAUCCACCUGGAAGGCGUUGUCACCAAAUGUAAACCAGUAAUGAUCAUAACGGAGUACAUGGAGAACGGCUCUUUGGAUGCAUUCCUCAGGAAGAAUGAUGGCCGAUUUACAGUCAUUCAGCUAGUGGGCAUGCUCCGUGGCAUUGGGUCUGGGAUGAAGUAUUUAUCUGAUAUGAGCUAUGUGCACCGAGACCUGGCUGCUAGGAACAUCCUGGUCAACAGCAACUUGGUCUGCAAGGUGUCUGAUUUCGGCAUGUCCAGGGUGCUUGAGGAUGAUCCCGAAGCAGCCUAUACUACCAGGGGCGGCAAGAUUCCUAUCCGGUGGACUGCACCAGAAGCGAUUGCCUAUCGGAAAUUUACAUCAGCCAGUGAUGUCUGGAGCUACGGAAUCGUUAUGUGGGAAGUGAUGUCAUAUGGAGAGAGACCGUACUGGGAUAUGUCCAAUCAAGAUGUGAUUAAAGCCAUCGAGGAAGGCUACCGGCUACCCCCACCCAUGGACUGCCCCAUUGCCCUCCAUCAGUUGAUGCUGGACUGCUGGCAGAAAGAGAGAAGCGACAGGCCGAAGUUUGGGCAGAUCGUCAACAUGUUGGACAAACUCAUCCGCAACCCCAACAGCUUGAAGAGGACAGGGCCGGAGAGUUCCAGACCAAACACAGCCUUGUUGGACCCCAGCUCCCCUGAAUUCUCGGCUGUAGUAUCAGUGGGCGACUGGCUGCAGGCCAUCAAAAUGGACCGGUAUAAGGAUAACUUCACAGCCGCCGGGUACACCACGCUAGAAGCUGUGGUUCACAUGAACCAGGAUGACCUGGCGAGAAUUGGCAUCACCGCAAUCACACACCAGAAUAAGAUUUUAAGCAGUGUCCAGGCAAUGAGAACGCAAAUGCAGCAGAUCCAUGGCAGGAUGGUCCCUGUCUGAGCCAGUACUGAAUAGACUCCAAACUCUUGAAAUUAGUUUACCUCAUCCAUGCACUUUAAUUGAAGAACUGCACUUUUUUUACUUGUCUUCGCCCUCUGAAAUUAAAGGAAAAAAAAAAAAAAAAAGAUCUGCAGCAUUGCUUGGUGUAUGAGAUUGCCGAAACCUUGGGGCUUACGUGAAUGACCUUGAUCAUCCAUCGGAUUUAAACCUGGAGCCAGUAAUUUCUCAGAAGUACUCUGUCCAUCGCGGGUGUGUAUAAGAUACAUGUACUUAUCUAGAUAAAAACUCUGCCUGAGUUGCGAUGCUGUGUUUCCUGUUACAUACCGGGGUUUUGAAGUCACCUUAAUCCUCCCUCUGUUUGGAGUUGCAACCGAAAGAUUUUGUCUGUGGCAUCGACUAUGGUCGUCACUCCUUGCUGGAAUGAAGAAACGCCGUGGCCCAGGAGCAUUGUUGAAGGACCCACAGGUGGCUGUCAGGGCUGGGUUCAGACCACGGAAUAAAAUCCAGGCGGAAGCCACGUGACCCAUCUGUGCUGCCUCUUCAGUGCCCAGGACAGCUGGUGGAUUUCAGACAUGGGGGCUGGGAAGAAAAUGAAAAUGGAUUUUUUUUUUUUAAAUGAAAACUCCCAAGCCCUAUUUCCCCUGAGUGGACAAAUGAGUCUCUUUGGGCCUGAGGCUGUGCCAUAUGAAGUCUUAUUUGGGAAUGCUACAAACUUAAUCAUAACUACCUUAUGGAUAGUGGGCUGUGACAAUCCUGAGUCGAGAAAUUUCACACUCUCCCUGUUUUAAAGAGGCAACUCCCAAAUUUACAAGGGAAUAGAUUCUGCUAUCUCAGCCUCACAGCCCUUCCUGUUGAUUACAAAGCCCUUGGGAAAAAAAAAAAAAAA